Cercopithifilaria johnstoni is the source of this 4053-nucleotide messenger RNA. Lineage: Eukaryota; Metazoa; Nematoda; Chromadorea; Rhabditida; Onchocercidae. The record is from the annotation of a GenBank genome assembly.
AUGAGUAAAGACCUGAAGGAAAUUUAUGCACUCACGGAACAGCAACUUCAGGUGAUUCAACGCUAUUUUAUGUCCGAUACAUCUGAUAACGUCAAUGAAAACGAUAUAGACGCAUGGAUGAGUGGUAAUGACAAUGAUUCUAAUGAUGGAAUGGAUACUGAGAAUGAAGCGGGAGUUGUUGCUUGGACCGAUUUUGGUUCAUUUGAUGUUGAUACUAACGAUCCACGCCCUGCCCUCAUCCGAAAAGGAAGCAAAGAUUUCAGAAAAACUGCUAAAAAUUCGAGGUGGUUACAAGGAUCAUUGAUUUCGGCUGUAGGAAAUAUGGAUUUACUAAUUUUUGCUCAUGCGCAAAAGGUUGUUUCGAUUGAAAAGAAUCCUUCAGACAAUUCAUUUCAAAUAAUUGCGCAAUUUAAUACAGCUGAUUUAUCAUGGUCCCCUCCGGCCUAUAUUCGAUGUGUAUGUGUAUUGCCACUGAGUUGUACAAGGAAAACGGAAACGUCAUUAUAUGAUUGGUCGGCAGUUGUUAUUGGGAUGAGCAAUGGAUAUGUCCGAUUUUUUACAGAAAAGGGUUUACUGCUACGUUCUGAUCACGUUUCGAAUAGUCCUAUCGAGGAAAUUCGGCUUGGAAGAUCGAUGAUGGCUGGAAAUCAAGAAUUGGCGGUAUUGUCGCAAACAGAUUUGACAUGUAUCGAAGGUCUUUCAUUAUACGUAGCGUUAAAGGCAGCAAAAAAUCAACUUGCCUGUGGUGAGAUGGACAUUGAGAAAGUAGCAGCUCAUGCGAAAUUAAAUAUUGAGAAAUUGAAGUUUGAAUCUGGUAUAAAUGUUGUUGAUUUCGGUAUUUCGGGUCCGUUAAAAGCAACAUGGUUCGAUCUUCAUAGUGCCGCAACACUUUCGCCUCAGGGUUAUAAAGCUAAAAUAGAACGUUCAUCACUUCCUCUUUAUUCGACAUAUGUUUUUGUUGGUCGGUCUCCCUACAUAGGCUUUGGUUGGCAUACGCCAAGUGCUUCGCAGAGUGUUUUAAGUGAUGCUUUAUAUGCUCUUGGAAGUCAGCUUACAUCGUCUGUUGCAUCAAGCAUGCCAUCGUUUGGCCUACGUUCAUUUUUGGGCAUAGGCACAUCCCGAAAGGAUCGUCAAUCAAUUGUCGAAAUCAAGCCCAGUGCUGUGAUACCAAUGCGUUCAUCUAUUGUUGAUGGCAAGCGUGAAGGUGAACGCAUAUAUAUGGCACCAGCAAAGUAUAAACUUGCUGCAGUAACAGAUUCGUUAGCUCGCGUGACCUUAAUUGAUAUUAGGACCCGCCAUAUGGUACGGAUGUGGAAAGGAUACCGUGAUGCACGUUGUGCCUGGUUGGAGAGUGCAUCCACAUUAGACCGGAAGAAAAGUAGAUAUGAACUUGAAGUGCAACCGUCAACUGCUUUAUUCUUGAUAAUAUUUGCACCAAGGCGUGGUUUACUUGAAGCAUGGAGUAUGCAGAAUAGAAGACGAGUUUUUGCGUCAAGAGUGGACCGACAUGGUCGAUUAAUCAGCAUACCGCGACUCAGCGAUUAUUUAUUAGGGUGUGAUGAACGGGCUACAUCACAUUUUCCAUCUGUUUUCUUUUUGUCGUCGGAUGGAACGAUCUAUCAACUAUGGAUUCCCUUCCAUCGUGCAUUAUCAGACGAAAGUGACUUCGCUAUUCAUGAUUCAAGCAUUAUCAAAGAGAUUAAUCACUUCAUAAAAGGUGGUAUUAUAAACGACUUUUCGACUUGGUUGCAAUUUUUUCGAGCUCUAAAAACCACUGCUGCAAUGCGAGAAAGUAUAGAUCUUCUGUGGAGGGAUUUCGACGUCGAUUGUUACAAACUUAGUCGUAUUAUAGCUUCCGUUCUACAGCAUGUAGAAAACUUUCAUUCAAUGAUGAAAUCUCCAGAUAGCGAUAAUUUGGUGAUUUAUGUUACUGCAAUUUCACAGCUGAUUGAUAUUUAUAUAUAUUUGCAUAAAAUAAACAUUGAACAGCCGAACACGACAACUGAGGAAUUUAAUAAGACUGAUAUUGCUGAAAGCCUCUUCAUCAAUAAAGAAAUAUUGGAUUUAUGCCUGCGACGAAUUUCCGAGUACCACACUGAAAACUUUUCUUCGAAAAAGAAAAACCUUACACUUGCUGAAUUCAUAGCACAUUUUGACUUGACUCAAGCGAACUUGACAGCAUCGAAUGGGACACGAUUGAAAAACAAGUUAGUCAAGAAAACUGCUGCAUUCGGCGAGCUUCUUUUUGGUGGCGUAUUAACGGGGCGUUGUACGAUUCAGCAUUUUAUAAAUUACAUGAUACCACAACUUGGCUUAUCAGAAGAAGAUUUUGCGGAUGCGUUUUGUGCAUAUUGGCUGAGUCCAUGUGAUGAUCUCGUUGAUCGCUUACCACGUGUGUUAAUCCUCUGUAAGCAUUUAUCGGAAGUUGAUUCUGACGGGCAAUCUUGGUUAGCGAAAGUGGAGCAAAAUAUUCGUAUCAGUCAAGAACUUGGUGCAGCUCUGAUAUUAUGUUUGGUUGCACGAGCUGUAGCAAUCACUCGGAGGUAUUCAUCGUCAAUUGAAAUUAUCAACAACAGCAGUGAAUUGAAUGACGGAUCGCGUUAUGAGAAUUGGAAUGAAGUGGAAUUAUCGUUGGAAUGGUGGGAUUUGCUUUUAAGACAUUUGCAAUGCAUGCUUGUUCUUAAAGCACUACCUGGUGAUUUACGAGUUUGCCUUUCAGACUUAAUUAAUGGUGGUCCAGCUUACUAUAGGGAGCAGAUUGGUAGAUGGGCAGCGGAAUUCAGUUUGGAUCCGGUACAUCUUUAUGAUAUCUUCAAUGAUCCGACGAUAGUAAAUCCUAAAGUGAAAUGGGAAGUUACAAUCGGUGAAUUACGAAAAUUGUUCCCAAUAAGUCUUUCAUCUAAAUAUGUGGUAUGUGAUUGUGCUUGGGAAUGUAUUGGUGCAUGGAGGCGUCACAAAGAUAAAAAUGAAGCUUGCAAAUUAUUAAAAAAAACAGUAAAAUUUGUUGAGCUUUUGAGUGAAGCAGGUAUAUUGCAACAUGGUCUAUGUUUCAUGCUAUGGGAUACGUUCCUUCGUCAGCCUUUCCGAUACAUUUACGACUUUCUAAAUCGGAAAUCGUCGAAGUUUAAAAAAUUGGAGAGUUGCAGAAUGGAUCUGGAGCAUUUUCCUUCCUGCUGUACGAAAAUUUUGCGAUUGUUGCGGAAUUCUGUAAGAUUUGCAGAAGCAAUCGAUGGAAGUGAGGAUUCAUCAAAUGAUUCUAUUGGCUCUAAUUUAUUCGAAGAUUUUACUGAAUCAGUGUUUGAAUUUCAGCGGCGUAAACAAACGAAACCAAAAAAACCGUUGAGUCUCAUGGCCGGGCUUCAAAAGCCGGUGAAUUAUCCGCUUGUUUGUCAUCAUCAUGACCUCGCAAUGGUGAUCGAAUUGCAAGUUGCUCUGGAAGAAUGGCCUCCAGGGCCAAAAUAUUUGUUCGAUUCAGUUGGUGAACGGGCAUUUUUCGAAUCAUUAUAUGCUCAUCCAUUGAUUCCGAUGGAAAGCGUUACGGAAAGUGUUCGAAAAAAGAGGAUGGAUUUCUUGAAGAAAUGUGUCGCGCAUAAUGGUUCAUCAGAAUUUAACCGUGACUUACGUUUUAAUAUCUAUGAUCUAGCUAAUGAUUGGACACUUAGUGCUGACGAAAUCAAGAGCAAGGAAGUUGUUAUUCUAUACCAAAAAGGUCUUGAUUGCGAAGCAAAAGAUGUCUUAAGAGUGAUGGAAAGUAUGGAGCUUCUGCCUUACGAACUUUUCGACAUAGCUGUUGCGCGUGUCCGGAAAUGGUUCGAUACAAAUGAAAAGGAGGAUCUCAUGAUGCGUGGUUUAAGAACGUCAUUUAUGAAUGAUCUGAUGAUGAAGUGUAUUCGUGAAUCAAAAAUGGAAGUUGUUCUGGUUCCGCCGGAUGAUAUUAACCAACUUAUGCGUCAAGUAAGAAUAUGCUUAAGUCGUGUACAUCCGAAUGAUCAAGCAGUUAAAAUUGAUCGCCUUGCUCUUGACUUCGAAAAACUUAUAACAAUGAUUCAGUAA